GUUUUGGCGUGGGGUGGGUUCGAAUCUUCUCGACGCAGUUGAACUCUAUCUCUCUUGUCCUUUUACCUCAAAGCAGCGCACAUUUUGCACCAAAAUGGGAAGGUCGAGCACGUUGCAAUGUGAAGUUCAAUUGCUAGAUGAUCAGAGCACGAUUCUGGAUCUAGAUAAAAAUGCAAAGGGUCUAGUUUUGUUCGACAAGAUCUGUGAGAAGAUUGAAGUUGCUGAGAAGGACUACUUUGGUUUGCGGUACAUUGAUGAAAAAGAUGGACAGUACAACUGGCUUGAUCCACUCAGACCAAUUAAGAAACAAUUGAAACAUGAGCCAUACCAUUUCUACUUUGCUGUCAAGUUUUAUCCACCAAACCCAACUGCCCUUGUGGAAGACAUCACCAGGUACUUAAUGGUUUUACAACUGAGAGAGGAUCUUCUGAAAGGAAGAAUACAGUGUUCCAUCCCUAUUCAUGCCCUUCUUGGAUCAUUUGUUGUGCAAGCGGAAGUUGGAGACUAUGAUCAUGAUGAACAUGGGGAUGGUGCAGGGUAUCUCUCAGAGUUCAAAUUCUGCCCAAAACAGCCAGAUGAGAUGCUGCAGAAAGUACACCAGUUUCACGCUAAACACAGAGGAAUGACACCAGAGGAUGCAGAAUUGCAGUAUCUGGAUAAUGCAAGGAAACUCCCCCUGUAUGGAAUCGACCUUCAUCAGGCUGCAGAUGCUGAAGGGCAGCCAGUAAUUAUUGGAGUGUCAGCUUGGGGCAUUCAUAUCUUCCACAACAACAGACUGAUUAACAAGUUUGUUUGGCCAAAGAUUGUGAAAAUUGCUUUCAAAAAGAAGAAGUUUACCCUAACAAUCAGGGCAGCUAGUGAGAGUGAUUACUACGCAGCAACAGUGCUGAGUUUUAAACUGGGAAGCUUAAGAGCUACAAAGCGACUUUGGAAGGUUGGAGUUGAGCACCAUUCAUUUUUCCGACUGUCACAGGCUGAUCUUCCACCUAAAGAUGUGGGAUUUAUCAAGCUAGGCUCCAAGUUCAGAUACAGCGGCCGAACCCAGCAUCAAGCGCGUCACAGCCAAGAGAUCCUUCGCAAUCCCCGAGAUUUUGAGCGUGUUUCAAGCAAACGCUUUUCAUCAAAAGUCCUUGAUGGAAAUCGCAGGACAGAGGAUAUUCCAGAAGUACCAUUACAAGAGGAAGAAGAAAAGGUUUUUGACGAAGAAAAGAAAGAUGACGAAAAGCCAGCUGAGAGUACAGAACCAGGUGAAGCUCCUGUGGCAACCGUUGAAGGGUAAGAGUUGUCUCGUCUAUAAAUU
This is a messenger RNA of Pocillopora damicornis (cauliflower coral), 1300 nucleotides long. Its product is annotated as band 4.1-like protein 3. NCBI's taxonomy places the organism in Eukaryota, Metazoa, Cnidaria, Anthozoa, Scleractinia, Pocilloporidae. The record is from RefSeq and is a predicted model, not a curated record. Gene Ontology annotation, biological process: actomyosin structure organization. Gene Ontology annotation, molecular function: cytoskeletal protein binding. Gene Ontology annotation, cellular component: cytoskeleton.